AUGAUCUUCCCUCAGACCAUGGCACCGACGUUUAAAUAUGGCUUUCCGGCAACAUUCGGCUUGGUCAUUGCAGCGAUAAUCGCCGUUGUUGUGGUUCAGGUGUUUAUUUUGCGGGACAAGCGGAAGGAAAAGGAAACCCCGAACACAAUUCAUGAGACAAAAAGUCGGCUCAUUGGGAUAGUCUAUCAUAUUGGAUGA
Molecule: messenger RNA, 198 nt
Organism: Penicillium waksmanii
Lineage: Eukaryota; Fungi; Ascomycota; Eurotiomycetes; Eurotiales; Aspergillaceae
Product: pantothenate transporter liz1
Exons: 2
Coding region: 1-198 (65 amino acids)
Source: RefSeq, a predicted model, not a curated record